UGGAGUGGGCGGGCGUGCGCGUAGCAGAAUGAAUGAUGUCAGGGAGCACCGCGGCGAGCAUGAGGCUCGCGGCAAACACGGCGGCGGCCGCAGCCCCGAACGAGCGCUGCCCCCGGCGCCCCCCGGSCCGGAGCCGCCCUCCAGCGGAGCAGCGCUUCCAGCUGCGGCACUGCUGAGGCAGGGAAGCUCUGCGAGAAGUGUCGCCACCGCCGACGCCCUUAAAGUCGGUCCSUUUCGCCAGGAAGGAGAAGAGGCUGAGGCUGGGAGAGGAGCAAACCGCAGGGAAAGGUAGAGAUUGUGGCAAACUUUCUAGCUGCUUCUGCGUACUGCUGCCUCACUGGUGGGAGUGUCUGCCCAUAAGGAACUGCAAAGCCCAAACCUAAGAGCCCUGAGGCUCCAAAAAAGACUUCAGCCGCCUUUGGAGGAGGAACUGCCAGCAGUGCCAGCUUUUGCAUACACAGCAGAGUAGAUGAUUCAGCUCUAGAAGAAAGAUUUGUCUUCACAAAUUCCUUUGAAAGCACAAUGGACACAUUUUAGAAGUCAUCUAAGAACAAGAACACUGGACUUUGAGGAAUAACAGAGUUCAGAGAGCCCAGAAAUUGGUCACUAAUAAACCCGCUUUUGCCACACAGCUUGGAAAUGAAUACCAUUGAAACAGCAAAGCUUGAAGAGCAUAUGGAGGGUCAAACAAAUGACACUUCUAAUGGCUACUCACGACCUGCAGUCUCAGUCAGUGAAGAGAACAAAAAUGGCRCUAGCAAGCCAAAGGGCUUGUCUAAUGGCUUGCGAAAAACAGCAAAGAAGUAUCCUGAUUACAUCCAGAUUGCUAUGCCUUCUGAAUCUAGGAACAAAUUUCCUCUGGAAUGGUGGAAAACAGGCAUUGCCUUUGUCUAUGCUCUCUUCAACUUGAUUUUAACAACUGUCAUGAUCACUGUAGUACAUGAGAGAGUACCUCCAAAGGAGCUAAGCCCUCCCUUGCCUGACAAAUUUUUUGAUUACAUUGAUCGUGUGAAAUGGGCUUUUUCUGUAUCAGAAAUAAAUGGAAUGAUACUACUUGGAUUAUGGAUAUUCCAGUGGUUGUUUCUUAGAUACAAAUCAAUAGUGGGACGCAGGUUCUUUUUUAUAAUAGGAACUUUAUAUCUGUACCGCUGUAUUACCAUGUACGUUACCACCUUACCUGUGCCUGGAAUGCAUUUUCAGUGUGCACCAAAGUUGAAUGGAGACUCUCAGGCAAAGGUUCAGAGAAUCCUGCGACUGAUUUCUGGUGGUGGUCUGUCCAUAACUGGAUCACACAUCCUGUGUGGAGACUUCCUGUUUAGUGGACACACCGUAGUCUUAACGCUGGUCUAUCUGUUCAUCAAAGAGUAUUCACCACGUCAUUUCUGGUGGUAUCACUUAAUCUGCUGGCUAAUGAGCGCUGCUGGCAUCAUUUGUAUCCUGGUUGCUCAUGAACACUAUACCGUAGAUGUCAUAAUUGCCUACUAUAUCACCACACGGCUCUUCUGGUGGUACCACUCAAUGGCUAAUGAAAAGACUUUAAAGGUGUCUUCACAGACRAAUUUUCUCUCUCGAGCAUGGUGGUAUCCAAUAUUUUAUUUCUUCGAGAAGAAUGUGCAAGGCUCUGUUCCUUGCAGUUUUUCCUGGCCGAUAUCUUGGCCUCCCAGCUGCUUCAAAUCUUCAUGCAAGAAGUAUUCACGGGUUCAGAAGACAGGAGAGGACAAUGAAAAAUCUACCUGAAGAAAAGAAGGAAAGCRUCAGCUCUGUUUUUUUCAUCUUUGGUCUUUCUUUUUUCUUACCARAACUUUAAUGCUGUAACCAAAGUUCUUAAGAGGACUGUAACUGAAGAAGUGGACCAAGCUUCUGUGCAAUUGAUUGGAAAGACAGUUGUAGACACAUAUAUUGCCAUUUCAGAUGUUUUCCUCUCGUCAGGCUGUACAGACCUAUUCUACUCUUCAGUGCUAAUGAAAUACUCCACUGAUGGAAUUUUUUUAUUAAAGAAAAAAUGGAGCAGGACUUUGCUUUAUUAACGAGAUAGAGGUGCCAAAGACCACAGUAGCACUUUCAUUACUAACUGUCACUCAUCCACAGAAGCACCCAAAAGUCUCAUCUUCAGAGCUCUGGAGUGCGUAAGGGCAAAAACAUAUGAAAAUGUAAAGGCACGAUACUGGCAUAUUGAGGUGUAUAAAAAAAAUAACACAAUUGUGGGAAGUGGUUUGUUGCAUUAUUCUUGCUAGUGAAGGUAAGGCUUUUGUGUAACUKGUACAGCUGGAAGCAAGUCUGACUUUUUUACGCACUGCAGGUAUGAAUAUCUCAUGACCCUAGAAUACUACUUAACCAACAUAAACUCCUAUGUAUUCUAAUAUAUACCAAUUUUUACAUUUUUAUUAGUAAUUUUAUAUUUACACAGUUGUGCUACCUGAUAAUUUGCAAAUUAGAAAUAGCUGCUAACAUCAGAUCUCAAGGAGCCUAAAAUUUUAUUAAUAUAAGGGACACAGUUUCAAAGUCUAAAUCUUGAAUUGCAGCUGGCCUUGUGUAUAUAGCUAUACAGUGCCUGUCAGUGUAUAUACAUGCGUAUACACACAAAAGCACACACCUUAAGACUGUUUACUGGGARGAGUGAUCAUAGAGUUGUUGAUGCAGGCAGAAGUUCUACAGCUCUCACCUGCUUGAGGAAUGCAAGGCCAGGUCCAAAAUGGGGCUACAUAAAACGAACUUUAAUUAUAGUAGCAGUCUCUUGCUGAAGCUAUGUAGCAGGUUUGCUUGGGAACCAUAGUUCUGCAUUGAUUUUUUUUUUUCUUUUAUCUGUUAACACAUUUCUGUAACUUCCUUUGAAAAAAAACCAAACAAAAAGUGCUAAGUUGAAAUACAUACAACAGCAGCAUUUCUUCAAUUACAAUAUCAAAUGACUUCAUAUUAAAUGAAAACUGUGGUAGAACUCACAUGUAGAUUCCUUUUUUYCCCAGAGUUUCGGUGCAGCUAAAAUGGCUAUUUAAACAAGUUGGCUGAGAAUGUGGGAAACUACMGUGGGGUUAACAUGUAACAAAACUACAGAUUAACAGCUGCCUGUUUCUUGUUGGUUUAUGUUUUGUGUUGUGAAAGCAAAGUAGAAAAUCAUCAUGCCAUGUUUAGCCAUUUAUAUUCUGUAUUGAUUUCUGCAGUUGACUCAAUAUUAUUUUCAAAUAUUCAGUAAAACCGAAUGAAAAGAUAAAACUACAUUAGUGUCACCUCAGCACUUAAUAUAAAGGAAAUGCUGCAUAUUUUAAGAAUGUCUUGAACUGAGUGACAAGAGUGAACACAAUUUGAAUAAUGACAACUUGKUUUUUAAAAGUCCAGGUAAAGUUAUAAAAUUCAAUACAGAGUAUUAAAGWAUAAUCUUUUUCAUUUAAGGGGAUUAUUGCUCUGAUUUGUACAUGAGAAUAUUUUUGAUGUGCAUUUCAAAUAUUUUUGUGCAUUAUCAAAAUAAUAAAAUAAAAAAUGUUUCUUUCAGUACAUCCUUGGAAAAACUUAGCUAAGAAAGAAAUUCUGCUGGUGUUUGGUUUUGUUAAUUUGAAAGAACUUAGUAGACUCUCCUAACAUGCCCCUGAAGUGKUGUGUGUAUGGGCAUAGCUGUGCUUUCAUUUGCUUGCUUCUAGCUGACCUUGAACAACUAAAAAGCCAGUAGCAAAACAUUUUUGAAUCUUUUUUCUCUAUCAUACAAAUGAAUUUAUUCAAMAUCAGUAGAUCUCCCAAGCUACUUGUUAUAUCAGUACUACUUGACAGAUCAUAAUCUUUUAAGUUAAAAUCUAAGCUUUGUGAUACCUUAAAUAUGGUCAUGUUAAGCCACUUAUAGUAAUACUAUCUUUUAGGAGUUACAAAGGGUUUUCACUAGUGGCCACCAUGCCUUGAAAAUAGCAUGAUGAAAAGCAUUACAUAGGGAGCUUAAACAGAGGUUUUCAUCUGUUGGCUGAAAAAUAAACACGUUGGUGGUGGUUAUGCAGACAAUUAACUAUCUGGACUAUGUCUCAGUGGGAUUUCUGUAAYAGAUCUGCAAAGUAGGUUUUCUUCAUGCAGGAUGAGUUGUUUGGAGGUUUCUAUACCUUUUCCUGUUUCUGAAAGAAAAAAAAUGUGAAAGUGAUGAAAUAGAGCCAAGUAAAGACUCUGCUUUUUUGGUCUGUGUGAGCUUUCAUUCUACUGCUGAAUUUGAUAGAGACUUCUAUUGUCAGMCAAAAGGAAAGUUUAGAUAGCAGCUGUAUCUCUAACGAUUUGAUUCCUCUUCUGGCUCAGCCCUCCCUUAAAUGCUUAAUAUUUCUCCAUUGUAUGAAAGCUCUCAAAGCAGGAUCUGUGUGUGUUUAAUUAGCAGAAAGUGCCAAUUCUCUAUGCUCUCAGUAGUUUUUAAUUGUUUUUACAAACUUGGAUCAUAUAGCUGUAUUUGAAGACCGUUUAGACCUAUACAUAAGGUMAAAAAAUGGGGUAAGUAAUGGUAUAUUCUAAUUCUUAUUGCUGAAGCAGUUUAUCCACAAUACAAACCACAACUKCUAAAUGAAAAUUCCUAAUUUUAAGAUCUUAGUGCUCAUUGUAUAUGAAUACCGUGAAGUUUCGUUUCAUCCUAGGAGGCAAAAUAUUGUAGUAGGUAAAAAGAACAGGAGAAACUUGGACUUUACUUAGGCYUACAUUCAAGUGAUCAGUAUAUUUGGUCUGGAUAUGUCCAGUGCUUUCCAAUAUGUCACUCUUUUUCCCUAGUUACAGUAAUAUUUCUUACAGAUGUCCCAUGGGCUGCCCCUUUACUGUGACUAUAUUAUGCUUCUCUCUGCUGAGGAGCAUUUACCUAUUAAACUUUACAGAGAUUUAAAGCACUCCACUUGUAUACUUGACCUGUCAGCAUAACUUAAAUGCUGAUUGGUGCUUUAUGAAACAAGCUUUCUUAAAAUGCCUAACCUAAAUUUAAAUCUGGAUUUAAAAUGUUAACUUGAACAUUUAAAGAAAUGUGCUACUAAAUGGUCGUGCUACAGAUGCUUACUUGUAAUGCCAGAAAUUACUAAUGUCUAUUUGRGAACACUGUAAAUGGACACUUUUUUUGGUACGUGCUUAGCACUCCCAUGUGGACGUAAAUGGUACUAAAUGUUAGUCAUCCUUCAUUGCUGUUUUCUUGGAAAGAUUGCCACRGGUGGGGUAGUAGCAAAAAUAGCUGUGCUAUUCAUUGCUAUGAAUUCUAUGCUAUAAACUGGAUUUGCUGCCCUCCUUAAAAAACAGUUGGGAGAGGAGAUUAAAAAAAGGUAUGCUAAAAUACACUACCUUCAUGUACUAGAGAAAUAAAGCUCAGCAACAGAUUUGGGAAGUCUUUUAAGAGAUGAGAGACCAUUCUCUUAAUUGGAUUAUUGCAAAUCCACUUACCAGGGUCUUAAAUGAGAAUCUGUUCAAUCUCUGGCUUUCUCCUGUCAGUAGAAUCUGGCUAGACAGUUCAUCUUAAGUUUUUUGGUAGUAACSCAAAUUAUUAUUCUUAUUUCAGCAGAUGUAAAAUAUAGCUUACUAGAGACUGAUCCAUUAACUUCAUUGCAAGGUGAUGUCUUUCCAGUAACUUUAAAUGAAGUUCCCCAUAGUUCUUUUUUUGUUGUUGUUGUUGUU
This is a messenger RNA of Malurus melanocephalus (red-backed fairy wren), 5601 nucleotides long. RefSeq names its product sphingomyelin synthase 2 (gene SGMS2). The transcript has 6 exons. Bases 640 to 1737 code for a protein of 365 amino acids. Gene Ontology annotation, biological process: ceramide biosynthetic process; sphingomyelin biosynthetic process. The record is from RefSeq and is a predicted model, not a curated record. NCBI's taxonomy places the organism in Eukaryota, Metazoa, Chordata, Aves, Passeriformes, Maluridae. Gene Ontology annotation, molecular function: ceramide cholinephosphotransferase activity; sphingomyelin synthase activity. Gene Ontology annotation, cellular component: endoplasmic reticulum membrane; Golgi membrane.